Messenger RNA from Serendipita indica DSM 11827, 792 nucleotides. The record is from the annotation of a GenBank genome assembly. NCBI's taxonomy places the organism in Eukaryota, Fungi, Basidiomycota, Agaricomycetes, Sebacinales, Serendipitaceae.
AUGUCCAACGCCAUGAACAACGGGAGCCAGUCUUCCUCACGCGAUCAGCAACAGGCCCAGCACCCUCAGCAGCAAAUGCACCUGGUAGACCCGAUGAUGUAUCAGUACUAUCAACAAGGACCAACCUCGUCGUCGGUACCACAGCUCCCACAAGCAGCCGUUCCCCAAGUCGCUCCUCCGUCAUCGUUACCUUUACAGAUGGAACCCCCUAGUUUUUCUGAUCUGAUGCGAGAGAUUAGCUACGAGCAGAGUGAUGCCCUACAUGCUGCAGCACGUCAAGUGUCCCAGCAACCCGGAAUAAUUCCGUCGACCAACUACAACCUUCAACCCGGUUCGUCAAGUGCUCGUACGAGCAACGUCGGCCCCAUUCGUCGUCGCUUACGGGGGGAUCCUGCAGCACGUUCUAGUUCUCUAACUCCAAUGCCUCCUGUGCAAACUAGCGGCUCGACUGGAUGGCAUCUCGCGGUCCCGGCGUCUGCGGACGAGACGAGCUUUGAAAUGUUUCCUUGCGAAUAUUGUUCUGCAUCGUUUUCUAGAAGACAUGAUCUCGAACGCCACAAAAGAGGACACUCUGGAGAAGCUCCGUACAUGUGUCAGGGAUGCGGCGCCAAGUUUACUCGUUCAGAUGGUCGUGGACGGCACUGGAAGUUGCAACCAGACUGCGAGCAGCGCCAUUUCCAGUUUGGUGGCGGUGGUCGUCGGCGCGGUGCGAGCGGUUCGGGGUCUAGCUCUGGCGGUGCUGCUAGCAUGCGAGGACGCUCGACAUCGUCCCAUAGCAGCCCACAGGCGUAG